UUUCUCUUAUCCUAAAACAAAAAAAAAAAAAGUGAAACUAUACUCCAUUCAACCAACAAUGGCAAUUCCAAUUUCAUUGUCCCUCUCAAAACUUCACUUUCCUCCAAAACCAAAACAAACACAAUUCUCCUUAACACCUAAAGAUCCAAACUUUAUCUUCUUUACAAGAAAAAAAACCCAUUUUCCAGCACCCAUUAUCAGUAAUUCAUCACAGAAUCUGAAAAAUGUUGCAGAAAUUUUGGGUUUUUCUGGACUUGCUUUUACAACCCUAAUGGUGGGCUCUGCUUCUGGUUCAGAGUUAGCUAUAAUGGGUUCUUUUCAGUUGAAUGAACCCUCUAAUGCUCUGUCAUUACACACUUGGGCUAGUCAUGUUUCCAGUGUUGUUGAAUGGGUAACUGCUAUGGCUCUGGUUUGGCAAUACGGGGAAAAGUCAGGGUAUGAAUCUUGGAAGGGACUCUCCUGGGGUAUGGUGCCCCUGCUUGGUGGAGCACUCUGUGCCUGCACUUGGCAUUUCUUUUAUAACUCGGAGUCUCUCGAGGUUGUUGUGGCUCUCCAAGCAGCUUUGACAGUAAUCGGUAACGCCACGAUGUGCUUCGCAGCUUUACGGAUAUACAGAUCAUCACAGAAGCAAUCAAAAAAAUUGUGAGCAUCGAGUCCAGUGUACUUUCUCCAAUCUCCUCGCCCUAUCAAAUUCUGUGUCUACCGGGUACUUAACGUAACGAUCCCUAAAUUGUUUAUGCUGAAAAACAACCAUAAGAAGAGGAACAUACAGCACGUAGUGAGACACGAUGUGUAGCAUGCGAUGAAAUCGUUGCUCCAUGCGAAGUAAUGAAGAGUAUUUAGCAACAAGAUGCCACCAGUGUGGACACAGCUCGAGCUAGCUCGGGAAAAAAAUCAGAAGCGGAUUUAGAAUUUAGAAUUUGUUUUGCUUAACCUUUUCUUAGACUGAACUAAUUGUACUUUUGAAUUCAUGUGCUUAGGAUUUGAAAUUUAUUAGUAGCGACAUUUGAACCAUUUCUCGAUUAUUUCAUAGGCUACUUGCUAUAUUCAUUGGAUUAUUCUUCGAAAUAGUACUUGAAUAUGAUAAAUAAAUUAGUUUUGUCAUCUCUCCCACGGUAAUGACAUCAUGCGUUAGCAGGAUUCAAGGAAGGGUCCUGUGUUAACGGGAAAUAUUGUAAAUGACAAUUUUAAUAAACCUAAUAUUGUACCAUA
Molecule: messenger RNA, 1212 nt
Organism: Solanum dulcamara
Lineage: Eukaryota; Viridiplantae; Streptophyta; Magnoliopsida; Solanales; Solanaceae
Exons: 4
Coding region: 59-646 (195 amino acids)
Source: RefSeq, a predicted model, not a curated record